Nerophis ophidion (straightnose pipefish) is the source of this 9824-nucleotide messenger RNA. It is a transcript of the gene tdrd15, whose product is annotated as tudor domain containing 15. The coding region runs from base 172 to 5256 and encodes 1694 amino acids. Gene Ontology annotation, biological process: spermatogenesis. The transcript is spliced from 5 exons. The record is from RefSeq and is a predicted model, not a curated record. Lineage: Eukaryota; Metazoa; Chordata; Actinopteri; Syngnathiformes; Syngnathidae.
CCGGUAGUGAGCUGCGUAUGGCUGCUUGUCAAAACAGUGCUUGGUGGAAGAAAACAAGUUUGACGGCGAAGGAAAGUCGAAGUCACAACGUUUUAUCAGCGAAAGAAUAUUUGAGAUAACAUAGCGUCUGUAAAGGUUGUGUUGAAUGUGAACAUCUCUGAUUGGGCAGCCAUGCAUUCAUUGUUGAACUCUGAACAUUACAAGUGUCAGGAUUCAGGUUCACGUAAAGUUGAUCUCAAGUUAUCUCACUUGGAUUGGAGUCCUGAAGCCACCCUGAUCCACUUCCAAGGACAGUACCUAGACAUCUAUGAGCUUGACUAUAACAUUUUGCAGCAGACGAUACAGAGAACACCAAAGACCAGUGCUGCGGUAGAUAUUGGAGAGUUUUGCCUUGUGGAAGAUGCCAACUCAGCCCACUGGUACAGAGGAAGGACCCAGGGUCAUAAAGAUGGCAUAUUUGAUGUGUUCCUUAUAGAUUAUGGCAAUGUGUUGAGUGUGGACAUCGCUCACAUAUCAUCCUGCUCAAAUGAUUUUCUAAUGCUGCCUCCAAAGAUAGUUUGUGGCAUUUUGGCUAACAUGUUGGUGCUCCACAGUACCUCUGAUUGCGGCGUGGGAGACUACCUCUCAAACUUGAUUGGAAAAACCACCACAGGUUACAUUGAAGCCGUUCUUCCUCAUGGUGUACUCCUGCUGGAAGUUCCUUAUGUCAACGACGAGCUUGUUAGGCAUGGCUUUGGAAAGCACAUAGACAGAGACACCUUCCUCCUCUUGGUGGAGCUCUUUAUUGAGGUGCCACUCAAACAAAACACUGACAAAUUAAGCAGACAGGAACAUUGUUACAAGUUAUCCGCACUGCAGGUCUACGAAGAAAUUCUGCCAUUUUGCGGGUCCAGGAUGACUUGUGGUAGCCGGGCUAAAGUUAGAGUGACAGCUGCCGUCAAUCCCGGACUUUUUUACUGUCAGGUUGCCAACAAUGAAACAGAUCUUCGGAACGUCUCAAAGAGGUUGGCUGCAGUCUGUGAGCACGGAAAAAAAGACAACCACAAGAAAAAUCAACAAAACUUGGGUUUACUGUGCUCGGUGAAAAGCAAAAAUGGAAAAUGGUGCAGAGGCUUUGUGAAAUUACAUCCAGUCAAAUCACAAGUGCGAGUGUUGUUUAUUGACUAUGGAUUCUCCGAGUGUGUUAAACUUGCCGAUGUCCACAAGUUACCAUCCGAUUUAUACUUCACUCCUAUCAUGGCGUUUCCAUGCUCACUCUCAGCUCUGAAGGCCAAGGAUGAGGAGGUGAAGGGUCAGCAGUUGGGUUUCCUCAAGGCAGCCUUGUUGGGGAAAAUGUUGGAAGUGGAGAUUGAUAGUUUUGACGAGGAGUACCAUCUAUACUCUGUCUGGGUGAUUGGCACUGCUCAAGAUGCAACAGAAACGGGUCCCAGCCAACAGCUCUCCCCAAAAAAUGCUCAGUCAUGCAUAAGUCCAGAAGCGGAGGCCCCCAAGACUGGCCCCCUUUCCUACAAGAAAAUCAAAGGCCGAGAGCUGGUUAAAACUCUGGAUGAGGAGGAGCUGCAGCUACAUUCUGUGUUUGAGGGCUACUUUGAACACGCCCUAAAUCCACACAACUUCUGGAUUCGAACACAGAAGCGAAAUGAUGACUUUCAGGAAAUGAUGAAUAAAAUGUCAGAACACUUCCGUCAAGUGGCGCUGAAGGAGGACAUUUUGUUAAACCCUAAACCAGGCACACUUUGCUGUGCAUUGUAUGAGGCUGACAUGCAUUUCUACCGUGCUGUCAUCACUGACGAACUUCAACAUGGAGCUGAAGUUCUAUUCAUUGACUUUGGCAACGUGGCGAAAGUGCCUCACACGUUGAUCAAAAAGAUUCCGGAGACAUUUUCCGCCAUACCGGCAUUUGGCAUCUGUUGUACUCUUGUUAAUGUUUUACCUUUGGAUGAUGUGUGGACCUGUUCUAACUCAGACUUCUUCAGAGAGGCUAUUUCCAACAAAGCCCUGCAAGUUCACAUUGUUCACAUAUCACAACACAGAUGUGUGGUGGAUCUCUACGAGAUGGUAAGUGAUAACAGUUUGAGUAUCAGCGAGCUCCUUGUGUCGGCCAAGCAAGCAUACUACUGGAACAAGAUUCCCAUAACGCCUGUGGUGAAAACCAACAAUCAAACUCAGCAGAACAUCACAAAGAAGCUGGUGGAACAAGGCCUGGUGAGAGAAGUCCCCGAUUCAAGAAAUCACAAUCUUCCAAAAUCCUUUGUCUACUCUUCAUUUGACUUAAACUCUAACAAUGACAUACAAGUCUAUGUUACUCAUGUCAGCAGUGAGUUGCACAUCUACUGUCAGCUUGAACGCAACACGGAAAUCCUCAAAGAACUUGAGGUGAAGAUCUCAGAGGAAAUAAAGAAAGUAAAGGAUGUAGGUAUGGAAAAUGUUCCAAUUAAAGUGUGCCUGGCAAAGUACUAUGAUGGAAAAUGGUACAGGGUUUUGGUCAACCCUUCCCCCUCCUCUCUGCAUUUCAGUGUCUUCUUUGUGGACUAUGGAAACACAGGUAUCUCUGAAAAAAGUCAGGUGGUGUCCAUUCCCAGAGACUGUGAUCAUUUGUUAGCCACACCCAUGCAAGCUUUGAAGUUUAACCUUGUUGGUGUGUCCAACAAGGAGUUCUUCAUUGAAGUAAAGACAUGGCUGGAUGAGUCCGUCCUCAACAAGGAACUAAGAGCCAUUAUAGUGCAGAAGUGUGACGAUGAUUCGUUUGAUGUGGAACUGUUUGACGGCAUUCUUAACAUCAAUAACAAGGUAAAGGAGCUCAUUGACAGCCUUUCAACCAAACCAAAUUUCGAGUUCAGAUUUAUCAAAAACAAAGAAAACAGAGGCCACAAAGAAAGAGGACGUUCUUUGGACAAAAGAAAGAAUCUUCCUAAAAUGAGGGGGUCUUACUCUUCCACAUUUAAUGGACAGAGAGGUUCUCAUGUCAGAGCGGGACCUCAGCGAAGGAAGGACUAUGUAAAGGUGACCGCUAACAAGCACACAAAGACAGCAAAACUAAGAGAACAGUGUUGCAUCACCGCAAAGACUAGCAUGAAAAGCACUUUUUCAAGGAAGCCUCAGAACGAACUGAAAGCCCGUCAACAACAAACUCCAAUGCAGAAUGACAAAACGGAAAAACCUUCAGCAGACGUGAGCCCUCAAAUCCAACAUUUGCCAAAGAGAAAGGAGAAAGCAGGCUCUAGCAUGAUGUGUUUUGUUACACAUGUCAACUCGGUCAAUGACUUCUUCGUUCAGCUCUCUUACGAUGAACCUGCCAUCUUGAAACAGGUGAAUGAAAUCAACUCCAACCUUCUCUCCUUGAAGGCGGCCCGUUCUGUGAGAAUCAGCGACCUUGUUCUGGCUCAGUAUGACGAGGACGCUGCUGUGUACCGGGCAGUGGUGAGGGCUCACGAGGGAAACUCUUGUUUCAAAGUGGACUUCCUGGACUAUGGAAAUUCUGCCAUUGUUGAAAAGAAUGUGAUCUACAUAUUUCCCCCGGAGUUUCUCUCUCAGCCACCCUUCAGUAUCAGGUGUUCCUUGAGGGACUCCAGCCUUUACAACAGCGAUACUUCUUUUUCUGAUGCAGUCAUGGAGAAGCCUCUCCAGGUUCAUUUUGUCCGAAAUACUGGAACUUACUGGGAAGUUGACAUGGAGGUUCUCAACCAAGUAGAAACACCUGAACCAGCCUUUAAAAGUGAUUCUGAAUCCUGGAAAGAAGGGGAUGCCCAUACAGCACCUUUAUUUGAUAAUCAAGACAAAGUAAACUCUUGUGAUUCCACAGAUAAGGAACCAACAGAAUCGCAGACCAAAGACCUGAUCCUGACGGCGUCUAAGACCUUUACACUUAAACAUAAGGCCAAGUCUUUUGCAAAAAAUAAAAGCAAAUCCAGGAGGAUUCGAAAGAAAAUAUCAGUAUCCAUUAAAAAGAAGAGUGAACCCCUCAUCACUCAAGCCAAACAGGUUGAAGAUGCGGUGGUACUGUCAGUCUUGUCUCACGGUCAUUUCUACGUCAGGCCCAGUAAGGCCAACAGCCUGCUUGCCGCAUUGGAAUGCUCCAUAGCUGAGAAUGUACACCAGUGCGAGGUAGUGGAGCAGGAGGACAUUAAACCCGACUUUAAAUGCUUAGUUCAGAUCCACAAGGACGGCCAAUGGAAGAGGGCUGUUGUUCAACAAGUCAGUGAUGGGAACUAUCAUCUCUUCCUGGUGGACGAAGGAUUGACUUUGCAAAUGACCUCAAACACCCCCUUGAGAAGGCAGUUUAAUGAUGGGAUGACUAUCCCCAACCUGGCUGUUUUGUGUAAAACGAUCAGCCAAAACAGAGGUGACACUCUCAAGACCAUGAUAGGCCGAGAUGUUCAGCUGGUCUUUGUGACUUAUGCAGAGUCUAACCACUUCUGGGUGGUUCAGCAAAUUAUCCCACUGCCUUAUGAAACAAAAAAUCAGCCCUCAGAGGAUCUCUGUCCAGACACAAGUACACCUCAGACUAUUGACUUUGCUCCAGUCUCUCUGGACAAAGAAUACACCGGCUUUGCCACCGCAGUGACAACACCCUCUGACUUUUGUGUGGUACUCGAGGACUCGCUGUCGUUGAUGAACCAAGUGGCCUUGAUGUUGGAAGACCUCUCAGAGGGUCUGCCGCUCCUUCCCAAACAUUCCCUCGCGCCUGGUGCCAGCUGCUUGUUUCAGUCAGACUUCAACAAUAAGUGGUGCAUUGCAGAAAUUGUCCAGGUGGACACUUCUGUGCUGCUAAAUCUGGUUGAUUACGGCCUUAGUGUACGUGUGCCUUAUGAAGACUGCGUCAGCUUAAGAUCUCUUCCAAAAGAGCUAAUGAACCUCCCAAAGAGGGUGUAUCCCUGCUGCCUUCGGGCAGUGAGGCCAGUUGGGGAGGACCGCCAGUGGAGCCAGGAGGGAUCUGUCCACUUCCAGAAAUGUUUGGACCACAGCUUUGAAGUUGUCUUCCGAGAAAGUCUGUCAAACUCACGCUGGACUGUAGACAUUGUCAUGGACGGGGUCCAUGUCGCCAAAAGGCUGGUGGACGCUGGACACGCCAAGUAUACAGACGCCUUACUGUGCCUCAGAUUUGAGGGGCAAAGUCCAAGUCCAGUUUACAGACCUGACAUGGAGGAAAGAAAACGCCUUGAAGCUUCCAGCCAGGACUCAGCAGAAGGUUCUGGUGACAUCAAGAAGAAGUUAGCUGGCAAGUUGCUGGCAACCAGCCAAUGUGUUCUCCAGUGACAGCGGUGAUGAGGAAUUCUGUACCAGAAACUUGACAAAUUCAACAGCAAAUUUUAUCUAAAUAUAUAUUGGUUAUUUUCACUUACUAGUCCAAGCUCACUAUAAAAUAUCAAUAUUUUGUUAAAAGGUUUUGUUGUUAACGUUUAAAACAAGUCAAUGAAUGUUUAUUUUAUUCUACAUAAAAGUUGAAUUUCAAAUGUGAGUUACGGUGUAAAUUGUGUGCAAUUGAAGAAAACAUCCGCAUUCAUAAUAAAUAUGCUGCAUUUUUUUGUUUAUGGGCAUAAAAAUGUGUCAUAUUAAGAAACCAUUAGUUUACCAUUGACGUGUAUAACAUAUAACAUUAUAAAAACACGUAGUUUGGAAGGUAACCGUGAGCGCUGCGUCAUAUGCGUCACCGGAAGUCCAUACUGUUCAUUUCUCUUUAAUUGCACAGGACAUUUAUUCUAAAAGGGCUAAAAAGGAAACAAAGCAAAAGGAAUGUUUGACAUGUUUCAACCUAAUGGAACGGAUAAACUUGUAGAAACAUGAAAAGUAUUUUUUUUUUUUUAUAGACGGUAAUGAAAUAAAACAAGCUUUCUAACAAAAUAAGAGCACCACUUACCUGCUCAACUUUCCAUACAUCUAUCCUUUUUUUUUUUUACCGCAUAUCCCUUUCAGGGUGGCGGGGGGUGCUGGAGCCUAUCUCAGCUGCAUUCGGGUGGAAGGCGGGGUACACCCUGGACAAGUCCCCAUCUCAUCACAGGGCCAACACAGAUAGACACACCUGCCCAACUUUGUAAAUAUUUAAAACAUGAAAAAGAGCAUCAGCCAGAAACAAAACGCCUGUCCUUUUUUGGUCCCAGUUAAUUUGAAUGUGAAAGACAGGUGAAGUGUUGAUGAAAGCAAGACACUUUGAGGCGGGACUUAUGAGAAAUCUGCAUUUAUUAAUGAUUACCAAAAAAAGGCCAAACACGAAACCCUUGAAGGGAUUCAGUUGAUUUGGAGGAAGUGAAGUGAGUAAAGCUUCCUGCUGUUGAAAUAAUUUAAAGUCACUGUCAUCAAAAAGCAUCGCUUUUUAUUUCAAACCUUUAAAAAGUGCCUUUUUCUACAUCACCAGCGGGGACCGUUGUCAUGGAAACGUGUGGUACAUCCAGAUCCCUUUAAAAGUAAAAAUGAGAGCAGUUUGGCCCGACAUUUAAUACUAGAAAACAUUCUUUUUUUGUGCAGCUUUCUUCCAACACAAACAAUAAAUAUGAUUUUAAUUAUAGUGAAAGUCUAAAAUGUCCGAUCAGUCAAAUUAAUCUCACACGACUCUGCAAAAAAAAGAAAAGAAUACUACAGUAUUUAUUCAAAAGAAAGUUAGCUGAGGUUGGAGGAAACAUUUAAAUGUCACAUUAGUGUUUGGGCGUGUAGAGUCAUCCCAGCCAAAUAUUUACAGUCAACUUGUGCACGUUCAGAUCAAAGUUUUCCUAAAACAUCACAAAAAAAAGCCCGUUAUGUUGGAAUGAAGUAACAGUGUUUCCUUAAAAAUAAAACCUGUUGCUGGGCAGAAGAGCAUAAAAGCUGGCCACUUAAAAUAUCUAAGAUGUAAAAAAAAAAAAAAAAAAAUUACAAUUACAAUUUAGCAUAAACCUCCAACCCCGCCCCCCAGCACCCUUUUACAGACAAAAAUAUAUUUCCCCCAUUUUGUGGUACAAUUACAACUUUUGUACAUUGCUUCUCUUACACGUGUGAGCUGGGAGGGGGCAGGUGGGGGCGGGGCCGAGUGGUAAAAAUCAGGGGGUCCAGUUAUUUAAAAAACUAAAACAAACAGGAGGUCAGAAGUGGCCGUGGUGGCUCACUGCUUGGUGUUGAGCUCGUUCUCCAGCUCCAUCAGUUUCCGAGACGCCUUGACCUUGUCGGACACCUCCUUCCCCUGAGAGAAGAGACGCUGGCGCUCCUUAAAGGUUAAACUCUCGGGAGGGGCGCCGCUGGGGAUGUUCUCCUGCUCCUGACUAAUAACAUCAUCAGCAUCAGUGUCACCUACAGAGAGUCAAAUGCUGCAUGACAUUCUCACCUCUUGGUCCAUUUGUCCCUCGGGUCCUUGUAGAACUCUCCGGAUCCUACAACUCCUGACGAGUUUCCAGUGUACGAGUUAAAUCCUGGGGACGGACACACAGUGGUUAGAACCGUGGCACACGUGACGCCGCGAGAAGCCCCUGGCAUACGCCUCCAUUCUUCAUCAAGAUUGGAGGUUUUCUUGAGAAGCAGCCAGAAGCUUCUCUGGUCCGCAGUCAACUUGAGAAAACUUUUUCGGUCCAACACAGAGCAGCCCGAGCAGAAGGAAGGAAGCAGCGUUAGGGCCAAUCACCCAGAAAGUGUUAAGAGAGAGCGUGUCGGUCCGAGGUCGAGGUCAUGGGUUUCUAGAACCUUCUAGCUUCACAUGCAACCUCAACCUUUGACCUCUACAGAAGCCUAACCACACGUCAUUCCAGGGACAAAGUUCAAUUCUUGGAAAGAAUUUGCCUAAAAACAACUUUAAAUGUGUUUUUUGACGUGAUGGAAGACAACACACACGUUCAUGCAUCCAGCUGGCAGCUUCUAUAUCCAGGGUGUCAAACUCAUUUGAGAUCAGGAGCGGCAUGGAGGAAAUCUGUGCACACGCGGGCCAGAAUAUUCAAAUCAUGGAAUUAAAACUAAAAAAAUAAAGACAACUUCAGAUUGUUUUCUUUGUCGUCCGUUGGCCAAAAAUAGAACAAACAGUCUGAAAAUAUCAUAAUAAAAAUAUAGAAAAAACUCCCGGCAGUGGUAAAAUUUAGAUCCAUGAAGGAAAGAAGAAAGUGAAAGAAUGUUUAAAAGUGAGGACGUGUUUUCCUUUGUAAUUAGUUUUUUUAAAUGAAUGAAAUAACGUUUAUGACAACCUUUUUCCAAAACGCAAUAUAGAAUGUGACAUUUAACAGGAUAAUGCAUACAUUUAUCGUUUCAUUUUAAAACGGUUACAAAAAAGUAGGACACCAAAAAUGUACUGUGGGACCCCAUUUUUAUGACCUAAUGGGUUGUCUGGGACCCCAUUUUGAAAAUUCCUAGCGCCAACACUGAUGGGAGUAUAUGAUGCGUGCAAAACAGCAGCAGGUAGCUGUGGCUGUGGCCUGCGGGCCGGUUCUAAUACUAAUCAAAUAUCAUCCCGGGGGCCAAAGAUAAUUCAUUCGUGGGCCAGAUUCUUGACUGAUAUCCCUGUUCUAGAACCUUCCAGCGUCUUAGGUUUCACACGACACUGGAGCUUCUAGAUUGGGUGCAUCCAAAUUUCUCCAGCGAAAAAAUGGAAGUAUGGAUUUUGUACACUAAAGAUGAUAAAUCUCCUUUAAUGUGAGAUUUGUGUUACUAAAGCUGACAAAGCUAAUUAGUAGUGAUGUGUUUAGUGAGUGUGUGGCACACUCACUAGCUGUAUUGAUAAUUUGUUGCUGUUUCAUAAUGGUCAUGUGCUGGAUUAAAAAAAAAAAAUCACUCCUGACUUAUUUCAGAAGGAGCUGUCACUCAAAGAUCCAUCACAUGGUUUCUUUCUUUAAGUGACACACACACGGCAUCACUCCUUCAAUUGAUCCAUCCCUACUAAUUAGUCUCACAUCGGGAAGCUGCCAGUGGAUGACUGAGUGAAGAUGAGGAAUACAAAGGAAGAAGAAAAAGAGAUGCAGCCGUGUGGAAGCGCAGAAAAAAGCAAUAAGACAUCCAGCCAGCUGAGGGUCGUCAGCGUGAUGCCAACAUGCACGCAUUGGCAGCGGGGGGAUAGCAGGGGGCGGGGCUAAUUAAGGUGCUGGUUAAUAAGUGUCGGGGCGUUAGUGGUGCAGCCGAGGAGGUACGCUCCUCUCGACUUCUAGAACUACAAAUCAAAGUCCAGCUUGUGGUUGUGUUGAAGGAGCAUGGAUGCUUUCUCUUUGUCUGCCGCCAUGAUGGAAAUAUUGGCCAGCCAAACAUUAACAAAGCAGAUUUCCCUGCCAGGGUCAAUCCACUUGCAUUACAUUAACUGUAGAACACAUUUUAUUCAGCAAAGUGCUGUAAUUUUAUAGGAACACAGUUGAAAAGAAACAUUUGAACUACUUUGAGCUCAGGGAAAAAUAACUGUUGCCCAAAUUACAGCUUUUUUUGUUUAUUCUUAAAUGUCUUGAAUGACUGAUGCCAUAAACACUAUGUGACUGUCUUGCAUGCAUGUGAGCAUUAUAUGCCAACACACUCCUCUUUCUCCAACUUAACACUAAAAUAAAGUCGCCUGAGCUGGGCCAAUAUAAACAUUUGAGUAGUUCAAGAUGUGUAUUAUCAGAUUGGGACUUAAAGCAAAGGCUAAAAUAGGAGUUUAUCUUAAAAGUUACGUUAAGAAAACGGCACUGGUUUAUUGGAAUGUCUCCGAUAAAUAACAUGAUUUAAUACAGUGGUUCUCAACCUUUUUUCAGUGAUGUACCCCCUGUCAACAUUUUUUUAAUUCAAGUACCCUUAAUCAGGGCAAAGCAUUUUUGGUUGAAAAAAAGAUCAAGUAAAAUACAGCACUAUGUCAUCAGUUUCAGAUUUUUUAAAUUGUAUAACUGCAAAAUAUUGUUCAUUUGUAGUGGUCUUUCUAU